Messenger RNA from Rhodofomes roseus, 2166 nucleotides. RefSeq lists its product as uncharacterized. The transcript is spliced from 2 exons. The record is from RefSeq and is a predicted model, not a curated record. Bases 301 to 2073 code for a protein of 590 amino acids. NCBI's taxonomy places the organism in Eukaryota, Fungi, Basidiomycota, Agaricomycetes, Polyporales, Fomitopsidaceae.
UUGGCGCUCACGUGUCGGGAGGAGGAGCGACCUUUUCCCUCCCGCUCACCCGGCCGCCGCGCUAUAUCUCGCCCUCCUACCCCGCACCCGCCUCCCUCGACGCCCCCAGCACUCCCACCCCCAGUGCAGACGACCAUCGCGACCAUCCUGGCCGCCGCAACGCGCACACGACCGCCCACACUCCUAGACGCGCAGUGCUCCGAGCUCAAUUUUACUCACUAGACGAUCCGCGUUCCCGCUAGCACAUCUAGACUCUGAACUCCCCUUCUACUGAGCACACCCACGAGGUCCCUCCACGCGAUGAAGAGCUGCCUGAAGAGCCCGACUCCGCCAUUGUCGCCCUACCCGUCCGCGCCACCCACGCCGGGCGAGUGCCCGCCGCGGCUGCAGAAGACGGUGUCGUUCUGCGAGGACGACGAGCUGGAGGAGGUGUUUGAGGUCGACGAGUGGGAUCGCUCGCCCGCGCCGGUGACGCCGCGGCUGUCCUACGAUGACGUCCUCGAACUCAAGCGGCUCCGGCUCACCCUCCCCCGCCCCGCCCCGCCGCCCACCUCCCGUCAGCCAUACACCACCUCCUCGCCCACCGCCUACACCGCCGCCGCGUCCCGGCCCUUCCCGCUCUCCCGCUUCGCCAGCCAGCCCAGCCAGACCCCGUCCAAGUGGAAGAACCGCGGCACCACCCCCGACCCAGGCUACUUCGACGCCGACAUCCUCCCCUAUCUCGACGCAGUCCCCAUCCGCCUCCUCCCCCUGCUCGACACCCCCGCUGCCCCGGAACCUCCCAGUCCCCAGCUGCUCGCAGAGGCUGAGCCCAUCGCCAGAGCCGACCCUCCAUCGCAACUGCAUCCGACAUCAUCACCUCCGCCACAACCCUCACCCGCACAGACGCCGCCCUCCCCUCCUUCGGCACCCUCACCACCCUCAUUGUCAAUAUCUCCUCCGCCAUUGCAAAUCCCGUCAUCCUCGCCCUCCACUCCUCCCGCAGCACUACCCUCUUCGCCAUCAACGCCGACCGCCACACCAGCAUCCUCCAGACCUCCUCCUCGCCGCCUACCCACCUUCUCGUUUCUUCCUCUCUUGCCCGUCCAACGUGCUGCCCCGUCGCCACCAUCAGAGCCUGUACGCCCGCCAGCACCACCCCAAAGGCGCAUCAACAUGACCUUUCUCCCGCUCGUCGCUCCGCCAUCCCCACCAUCGGUACCUCCGCAGUCGUUGCCCGAGCCAACGCCACAUCCAGAGCCCGAACAAGAGCCCGAGGCUGACCUCGAGCCCGAGCUCGCACCGACGCCGACUCUCGCCCCCAUCCGAGAGCCCUCACCCCCCGAGCCGGGUCUCGCACCACCGUCAGCCGCAGGUCCAGAGAGCCCGAUAGAAGGCUCGCCCAACGGAGGCGCGGAGGAAUCCACAGACGAGGAAUAUAACGACCUCCCCGCGCGCGCACUAUCGCCGACGGACCUCUCCACCCCCGCACUGAGCUCCGCAUCCGAGAGCGACACGGACGAGCACGACGGGGACACUGACGCGGACGCGGACGACGACGGGCACCACGGGCGCGGCCUCGGGGGGCACGCGCACCCGGCGCUGGCGCAGUACGAGUACUUCGCGGCGCGGCUGCAGCCGUCGGGCGCGGGCCAGACGCCGCCGCUCAGCUCGAUCUACCCCGAGGUGCAGCUCGAGGAGGCGGGCGCGGGCUUGGGCUUGGGCGUGGGGCUGGGCAGGCUGCCGUUCGCGAUGCAGGGGCCGGUGGGCAUGGCGGCGCUGAAGAAGGUGCAGAUCGCGGCGCUGCCGAGCCCCGCGCUGGCCCCGCCGAGCCCGUUCUCGCUGUACCCGCCGAGCCCGGGCGUCGGCGGCGGGGGCUCGCCGUUCGUCCCAAGGGAGUUUAGGGAGGUGGGCGAGCGGAGCGCGCUUGUGAUGCCGAAGAGGGAGUUGAGGGGGUUGGUGGAUGGCCAUGUGAAGGCGUUGGAGGUUGAGAUUGGGAGGUUGGCGGUGGCGGAGAGCCGAGAGGUGGAUGAGGACGGAGAGGUGCAAGUGCAGGGGGAGAGGGAGGCGGGGCAGACUGCAGCUGGUCAAUGACGCGGGUCCGUGCGCUUGUGCGCGUACGGGGCGUCUGCUAUCUUUGAGGGCGGAUAUAGCCCUGCUGCCUCCUGCCUCUCCUCACCUUCCAUC